Molecule: messenger RNA, 735 nt
Organism: Penicillium salamii
Lineage: Eukaryota; Fungi; Ascomycota; Eurotiomycetes; Eurotiales; Aspergillaceae
Source: the annotation of a GenBank genome assembly
AUGCUCAACGAGCGAGACGCUCAACUGGAUGCCGAAGAAAACAUGUCCGGGCAAGAAUCGAUAUGGCGGGGUGUUUACAAUCUAAUGCGUUGCCCAUCCUCCUCAUGCCAUCUCGACCCACAUUGCUGGCAAGACCCCCACGGAAAGAAGCACUCUAAACUAAGGAGCCAUCAAUUAAAGCAUUUGAUUGCCUUUGUGGAGAAAGGCGGCGCCUUGCUGUCUCAUGAGGAUGUCCCGGAUAAUUUCCGUGAAGAACUAUAUAUGGAAGAGCGGCAUAGACUAAAGAGCCAACAAUCUCAGAAGAACAAGAUGGUAGACACCCCAGAAAGCUGUCAGCCUAUCAAUAUCAACUUCAAUAGGAUGCAAUCUUCCCCGCAACAAGACACAUCCGACCCAACCACAGCCUCAGCAAUGGUUCUGCCAUCCAAUAACCAAGCCAUAGAAGACCUCAAUCUUACUAGGCUAAGAGAUGAAGCUGUCAAAGAUUACGGCGCAUGGCAUAAAUCGAAUAUUGGUGACGAAAAUCUGAAAGCACAGUUUCGGCAAGCAUACAAUAUGGCGUUAGCCAAUGGUCUUGAUCUUAGACUGAUUCACAAGGACCAAGAUCCCUCAUUCUUCAUCAACAAAGGGAUUGUGGUGAGUAUUGCACGCCAAUUCGUGAGAGCUAUUGGCCAAUGGAUUAAGUGUGUAAGGAAUAUCACACUAGACGACCAAGGUACGCAGGCCACGGCUUGA